CUGGCACGGAUGUGCCGAUUCAAUUUUACCUGGCUGUGGAUCUCAGAUUUUUCCAAAAUCCAUGGUAGCAUUCAUCUGAGGUGCCUCAGCCGAACCCGACUGCUACAUUUUUGCGAAGGAAAGUGUGUUUUCCCCCUCCUGCGGUUCAAUCCGAGCGGACGAGGCGGACGGGGAGCUUUCGCGGCAGGUUGUCAACGAGACUCAGCCGCUGAAGGCUACUCAGCCUGCGUUGAAUGCCUGCUUUGUUUAUUCACCGGCACUUUUCGCGGAGCCAGCAUUCUCAUUCUCUUCUGUGCGGUACUGCAGCUCUGCGCGUCUCUUAUCGUACGCGUACUGUCAGGAUAUUUUAUCUCCUCAUCAAGACCAUCCCGAUUCUGGAGCGUUUGCUCCUUCGGAACCUCGUUAUGGCAUGCAUAGUAAUUCAUCUCUGCCCUAGUUGACAGUGGCAGUGGUUGCUUCACCACGUCGCUGACGCAGUGUGCGACUGAAGGGUCAACAAAGCUGACGUCGGUAGUAUCUAUCAACAUGAGAAUCCAGAACCAGUUACCCCCCCCGACGCACCAAAGCGGCUCCUUGACUUGGUGGCAACGGCCCCUCCGUCUUCUCGAUGCUGUUCUUAGUGGAUAUGGUUUGCCGCUGGCGCUACGGUCGAGAAAAGGAAACAGCUUGAUCGAACAGGUGCUGGUGACUAUCCUGUGCGCAGUGCUAGUUUCCUUGUUGCUGAGAAAGCUGAUAACUGACUACAGAGUCGAUUUGAUCUGGCAGCAAUUCUUGGAGAAGCUGACGGAGGCGCUCGCGGUAAACGAGCUGGACGUGUCUCACAUUCAGCGCAUGAUUCGUUCAGAGCUAUCUUCCCCCCAACUUAGCGGCAAGCUCCGCUCUCGUCAUGCGUAUGAGCUCUUUCGAACACUGCGGCUGCGGCAGGACAUGAUCCUGACUCAGGACUUCAACGCGGUUGCGUCGGAGGUCGCCGCACUCGGCGUGCCUGUAGAUCUUGCACUUCUACGAGCUGAGACAAAAAGACCUCAAACGAGGACAUACACUACGGGAAGAGCAUUAAAGAUUUCUGACUGGGUCCGAAUGGGUCCACCGAUCAGGACGCUGUUGUUGCACAUCGCGAGCAUCUGCCGCCUUUUUAUGCACACAAUCCAAGAAGCUUCAGAUAUUAUUUUCAACGACCCUGCGUCAAGUCUCGUGGCGCUUUGUAUUUAAUUCAUCCCCCCCACCGUGAUGGCGGUACUCUGUACACGCUAGUGAUACUUCCAUUCAUUUUUGGUUUCAUUGAAUUUUGUCAAAGGGUAAUGCAGUAAGUGCUUGCCAUUUGUGUUCAAAAAGCGUCCGCUCAGUCAGGUACAGCCUCCUUGACACCGGAGAUGCGUGUGAGUAAUUAUCCUUGGAUGAAGCUAGUGAUCGUGGUUGUGCUUAUCUCGCCAAACAGGCAGCAAAAUGUUUUCUACCGAAGUUGUGCAAUGCGCAUCUGAUGCCUUCCUGAUCGAUUACAGAGUUGUGAGCUAUUUUAUGAUUGGAAUGCGACUCGAGUGGAACAGAGUCGUAAUAAUGCUUUAAAUUUGUUUCUUUGUGAGCAAUGUGGCAUGCACAGUAGCAAUGUAGCUUCGGUUGAAAUCAGCAUCAAACUCCAGAUCUCCAUUCAAGAAAUCGGACGAAUCGGAUCAACUCCGGGAGGCAUUUCCUUUCCACAGUGCUCACGGUGCUGGAGAAUCACCCAUAAAACUGCGCCAGUACAUGCACACCGUGGACACGCGAGGCGUGACCCUCCGCAUUUGGUGGUGGUCAUAGUGCAGCGCUCUCUUUGUCACACACGACUGGAAGACGACCCGACUGAUUGCGAAUUUAUCACACAGUGGCUC
Toxoplasma gondii ME49 is the source of this 1868-nucleotide messenger RNA. RefSeq lists its product as hypothetical. The transcript has 5 exons. The coding region runs from base 526 to 1212 and encodes 228 amino acids. The record is from RefSeq and is a predicted model, not a curated record. Lineage: Eukaryota; Apicomplexa; Conoidasida; Eucoccidiorida; Sarcocystidae.